Messenger RNA from Myotis lucifugus (little brown bat), 1859 nucleotides. RefSeq names its product surfeit locus protein 1. The record is from RefSeq and is a predicted model, not a curated record. The coding region runs from base 1144 to 1752 and encodes 202 amino acids. Gene Ontology annotation, biological process: mitochondrial respiratory chain complex IV assembly. Lineage: Eukaryota; Metazoa; Chordata; Mammalia; Chiroptera; Vespertilionidae. Gene Ontology annotation, cellular component: membrane; mitochondrion. The transcript is spliced from 7 exons.
UGCGGGGCGGCCGUGUUACACGCGCGGCCGGAGACGUCAACUAACCGCGUCUCGGCCUCAGGAGGGAAGUCCAGCCCGAGUCUGCAACCAGGUGUCUGGGACCCUGAAGGGCAGCUCGUCUGCUCAGCAGUCUGCGUGCUGCCCCUGGACGGCAGGCGGGGUGACCGCGCGCGCAGGGCUGUGCACCCAGGAGGGUGCUUCCCACGCUCCCGCCCAGGCCCGCCUUUCUACCCCCCAGAGGCCCCUCUGAGAGCUUAAAUGCACCUUCUGUGUAUAUUGUUCCGUCUCUGCAUUUAUGAGCAAUGAGAACGCAGAGCUGGCCCUGCGCGCAGCUCGGGCGGUUAGGGCAUCCUCUGGAUACGCCAAGACUGAGGGUUCGAUCCCUGGUCGGUACAUACAGAAGUCAGCCAGCGAAUGCGUGCAUAAGUGAAACAACGGAUUGAUGGUUCUCCCUCUUACUCCCUUAAAUCAGCAAGUAAUUUUUUUUUUAAUCUCUCCCUCCUGGGAGCACGCCUGAGCCUAGGCAACCCAGCUGGCUCACUUCUACCUCUUUAACCUUGUAAAUAAAUUUUGUUUUUCAACUGGAAAAAUAAAAAAAAGGCAAAGCAGUUAGGAGAGCUCUGUAAAGCACUGUCCCGAGUCUGUCACAUUUCUGUCUCCAGACCACAGUGGCAUAUACAUCACAGCGUCCUCCCACGGGAGAGGCGUGAGGUGGUGCCACGAAUUACCCGGGUCAUGGUGGGUGGCAGAGCCACGACUGAGCCCUGGGUCUGGUUCAGUCAGUACACAUCCACUGGGUGCCACGUGCAGGGCCCUGGGCUGGGAGCUGGGCUGGACGCAGGUGCUGCGCUGGCUCCUGGCUGCAGGUUGUGGGCCCGUCCCCCCUGUACCCCCACCUGUACCCCCAUGUGCUCCUCCGGGGCUUGCGACCCCAGGCCAGUGUGAAACUCCUUAGGUCUGGCCUGGAGGCCCAGCAGGUGCGGCAGCUCCGCAGCAGAAGCGCCUGCCACAAAAGCAGAGGACGACUCCUUUCUCCAGUGGUUCCUGCUUCUCAUUCCGGUGACUGCCUUUGGCCUGGGGACGUGGCAGGUCCAGCGUCGCAAGUGGAAGCUGAAGCUGAUCUCGGAGCUGGAGUCUAGAAUUAUGGCUGAGCCUGUCCCUCUGCCCGCAGACCCCAUGGAGCUGAGAAACCUGGAGUACAGGCCGGUGAAGGUCAGGGGGCACUUUGACCACUCCAAGGAGCUGUACAUGAUGCCCCGGACCAUGGUGGACCCGGCGCGGGAGGCCCGGGAGGCGGGCCGGCUCUCCUCCUCGGCCCAGAGCGGUGCCCAUGUCAUCACCCCUUUCCACUGCACCGACCUGGGGAUGAGCAUCCUGGUGAACAGAGGGUUUGUCCCCAGGAAGAAACUGAAUCCUGACACUAGGAAGAAAGGCCAGGUUGAGGGAGAAGUGGACCUGGUUGGGAUGGUAAGGCUGACAGAGACCAGGAAACCUUUUGUCCCAGGGAACAACCCAGAAAGGAACCACUGGUACUACCGGGACCUGGAGGCCAUGGCCACGCUCACAGGCACAGAGCCCAUCUUCAUCGAUGCGGACUUCAAGAGCACAGUCCCUGGAGGACCCAUUGGCGGGCAGACCAGAGUGACCCUGAGGAACGAGCACAUGCAGUACAUCAUCACCUGGUAUGGACUCUGUGCGGCCACGUUGUAUCUGUGGGUUAAGAAGUUCCUACGGCGGAUUCCUGGCACGUGACUAGAUGACUGAUGUAGCCUGUGCUGGGAGUCACUGAAUAAAUAUUCCAACAGAUUGGGUUUAACUGGGCCAUGUGCUAUUGGUAUAAAUAAAUCGCCGCUACCUGA